Cucurbita pepo subsp. pepo (vegetable marrow) is the source of this 2001-nucleotide messenger RNA. RefSeq lists its product as uncharacterized. The record is from RefSeq and is a predicted model, not a curated record. NCBI's taxonomy places the organism in Eukaryota, Viridiplantae, Streptophyta, Magnoliopsida, Cucurbitales, Cucurbitaceae.
UUUCUUUGGACCUGAAUUUUCUUCUUCCCCUUCCCUUCUUCUUCCUCUUCUUUUCUCUGAAAACCCUAAUUACACCUUUUUCUUUGUAUAAUUCCCUCCUCUACAGUACCAGAGAUCAGCGAAAGUAAAUGUCAACUCAGUUUCUUGUCCUCGUGGAGAAACAUUAGCGAUUUAUGUUUAAAGCUAGAAUUUGGAAGGGGAAGAAUGGAGGCUAACAUCUGUGACGUCAAUCACCUCGAUUCCGAUGUCCUUUUACCUCCAAGAAAGCGUCUUCUUGCUGGAUUGAGAAAGAAAGGGGCCGAUGGUGAUGGUACUUUUAAUGUGCCACCAGUUGCCUCCACCUCUUGUUCUCCCCCUCCCUCUCCUUCCUAUGGCUUCACAUCUAUUGAAUUCAAUAUACGGCUCAACAAUCUGUUGAGUGCUCAUUCAAAUACUAACCUAUCGCCCGAGGAGAUAGUGGAGGCCUCAAGAUCAGCGGCAGCUGCAGCUGUGAAGGCUGCAGAGGCUGCCAGGACAGCAGCUGAAGAGAAGGCUGCGAUUGCAGCGAAGGCUGUUGCAGCUGCAAAGAGUGCCAUGGACUUGGUUGCCUCGAUUUCUGAAGAAGCAGCCUAUAAAGAAAUAAAACAGAGAAAGAACAAGCUGAAGAAACAUGUCCCAGUUCAGUUUCUGUAUACAAAAUAUCAACCUCUCGAGAAUACCAGGACAGAUGAAGAGAUGGCCCGCAAAUUACAUCGGGCAAUUAAUAGCUCCCCAAGAAUUUUGAAGAAUUCAUCUGGUUCUGAUGCUAGAGGCCACAAACAUAAGAAGUUGAAAACUUCACCUGGUUCUGAGAAAAUUAUGGUUUCCAAUUGUGGCAUCUCACAGGAGUUGGAACCUACUCCUACAUGCAACGGGCAUGCUAAAACUAACGAGGCCGACUCUGAAUGUAGCUUUCAGGAAGUAUACAAGCUCAAAUCUGAUGAGAAGACUAUUAAAUAUGAGAAGAACAAUCAGUCUCAGAUGGAUACUGGCGAAGCAGAGACAAGUCAGAAGGAGAAAAAAACGUGCGAUGAUAUUAAUGUCACUGGUAAAAAGAAGGGAAGAGUGAAGCUUAAAAAAUUGUCGUUGAGUAUUUGUUCUUUCAGGGAUCAAAAAGCUCUCAAGGAAGACAUGGACAAUGGAAGUUCCCCAAUAUUGGCUGUGCAAAACACGGGGUCUCCCACACCCGAAAAUGUUAUUUUGCAUUCUGUAGAUAGCCUUAGCCCUACCCAAGGCGUGCUGCCAAUAGAUUCUACAUCUUUAUGGAAAUGUCAGGAGUUCAAAGCUCCCCUUUCUGUCGAACAGAAUAAAGUUAUGCAGUCAUGACCGGGAAUGACAUAUGGUAAAAGGUUGCUGGCAAUAGAAGUCACGGUCGAGGUAGGAUCCAUGCAGCUUUUCUUAUAGAAACAGCGUUACUCCAUCUGUCUUCCUUUUGGUCCUGCAUCUUUUGUUUCACAAUGAACUGGGAUAGACCAAUUGUAAAUUUCAUAUUAUGUGUUUGAUUAUUCUGCAGAGUUCAAAGGUAUCCUUUACGAUACACAGAGCUUGAAGUCCAAAUAAGAGGGUUACAAUAAACUGAAUACUUGAACACUCCUUGUUUUACAGGAGGCAUUUUUGUCUUGGUUUCUUUAUAUAUGCUAAAUAUACUAAAAAGUAAUCCCUAUUGUAUCUGUAGGUAAGAUCUGUAGAUGGUUGUUUUCAUGGUCCUGCUACAGUUGUAUCUAUAUAUUACUUAACGACGUCCUCCUCGUUUUUAGGAGUUGUAGAUUGAAAGAAAUUGAAGAAAACUUCAAAUAAUUGUGUUCUACUUCUGGAAAGACUAAACCGUUUGCCUUUUGUUGGUCAUCUAGUCUGAUUAUUGAUCAUCUGAGAUUGAGAUUGUAUUUUCUACUUCUUUUUUUCCCUUUAAGAAGAGGAUGUUCUUUCCUCUUGUAGCUUUGUAAUUGCUUUUAAUAUAUUAAUGAAAGCUUCCCUUUUCGUUAA